Dioszegia hungarica is the source of this 1008-nucleotide messenger RNA. RefSeq lists its product as uncharacterized. Lineage: Eukaryota; Fungi; Basidiomycota; Tremellomycetes; Tremellales; Bulleribasidiaceae. Bases 1 to 1008 code for a protein of 335 amino acids. The record is from RefSeq and is a predicted model, not a curated record. The transcript is spliced from 2 exons.
AUGCCCCUCGCACCGGUCCAACCAAUCUCGGCUCUGGUUUCCCACCUCGUCGCGACUCCCGUCUUUCCUGGGUACUUUCCGGUAGCUCGGUUGGGGACACUACAUGCUGCUCGAGUGGCGGUGGUAUGGGCAGGCAUGACCAAGAGCAAGCGGGUGGCUAGGCGGGAAAAAGUGGGAAUGAUGGGGGAUCUAUUUGGCUAUCUGAUGCUCUGCUGGGGCGGUGGAACCGUCGUCCCAAUGCUCCUCGGUCAACCACCCGCUUGGCUCCUCACAUCCACUCCCUGGUACACCUAUCUCCCCAUCUACCUCCUCCUCGUCCCUACUGGUCUCGCCGAGUACUUUCACUCAACGUGUCCUGCCCUUCUCUACAACGUCGGCGGCGCCCUCAUCGAUGGUAUCACUCGCGGAACGUCCAUAUGCGCCCUCCCAUCUGCCAUUGCAGCCGCCCGCCUACCUGCUACAGCGUGGACCACCGCCGUUCUCGGCGGGGUCGCUAUGACAGGCGGGGGCUUCCUCGUCCAGCUCAUGGGCCUACACCAGGAGGACUGGCGCCUGGGCAUGCCUACUAUUCUCAAGGGAGGCGUCCUGAACACCCUCGACUUCUGGGGCGGUAUGCUCGGGGCGAUCCUAUACGCGGCUCUGCUACGACGUACGGACGAGCUCGCACCACUCUCAAAGCUCCUCGGCCGUGUCCUCCCCGCCGACCUGCUCGUGCGACAAAGCCCCAUGUCGGCGCACGGAGGAGAAAUGAUGGUGCGCGAGACCGCUCGCGGGCUGGUUGUCUUCUUCCUGGCUUCGCUGUUCCUGGCGAGAGUGAUUACGCUGGCGGUGCUCUCGCCGAGGCCGGUGCUGGGCCAGGCGAAGAAGAUGGACAAGGAGGAGAAGGAGAUUGUUGAGGCGGUACUGCACGAGAAGGUGGGCGCAGUGCAAGGAGGAGAGGGACCGGCUACGCGCGCGAGAUCAAGAGCUGGUACACCGAAGAAGAGUCCCAAGGUGAAAUCUAGCUAG